Messenger RNA from Populus euphratica (Euphrates poplar), 1384 nucleotides. RefSeq names its product NOD26-like intrinsic protein 6;1 (gene NIP6;1). The coding region runs from base 230 to 1162 and encodes 310 amino acids. Gene Ontology annotation, biological process: transmembrane transport. The transcript has 5 exons. Gene Ontology annotation, molecular function: channel activity. Gene Ontology annotation, cellular component: membrane. NCBI's taxonomy places the organism in Eukaryota, Viridiplantae, Streptophyta, Magnoliopsida, Malpighiales, Salicaceae. The record is from RefSeq and is a predicted model, not a curated record.
GUUCCAACCAUUACUUCUCUCAUUCUCUCCAUCUCUAGGGAUUCUCUAAGUCAACUCCUUAAUGUCCUCUCUUUCUGUACUAUAAAUAUCAGUCAUCUCACUUCCUUCAAAACAUAAAGACAAGCAAGUGCAAACUCAGAGCAUGAAGCUUCUCUAAUUAAAUAGUUAGCACUUACUAUAUACUCUAUUUAUUUAGCCUUUGACUGUUUUUGGUAAUCUAGCUAGGGUCAUGGACAACGCAGAGGUUCCAUCAGUUCCUUCAACCCCAGCAACACCAGGUACUCCUGGUGCUCCUCUCUUUGGUGGGUUUAAGGGGGAGAGAGGUGUUCAUGGUAGAAAAUCCCUUUUGAGAAGUUGCAAGUGUUUCAGUGUGGAAGAAUGGGCGAUGGAAGAAGGAAGAUUGCCUCCUGUCUCUUGCUCACUGCCCCCUCCUCCUGUCUCGCUAGCAAGAAAGGUGGGAGCUGAAUUCAUUGGCACUCUUAUACUGAUCUUUGCUGGGACAGCCACGGCCAUUGUUAACCAAAAAACACAAGGCUCAGAAACUCUCAUUGGCCUUGCUGCCUCUUCCGGACUAGCUGUAAUGAUCGUUAUAUUAUCAACAGGCCACAUCUCUGGAGCUCAUCUCAACCCAUCUAUCACCAUUGCCUUUGCUGCCCUAAAACACUUUCCAUGGAAACAUGUGCCAGUGUACAUCGGGGCACAAGUAUUGGCAUCAUUAUGUGCUGCAUUUGCAUUGAAGGGGAUAUUUCACCCUGUAAUGGGAGGGGGGGUCACAGUUCCUUCUGGGGGUUAUAGUCAAGCUUUUGCUUUAGAGUUCAUUACCAGCUUUAUUCUCAUGUUCGUUGUCACUGCUGUAGCCACCGACACAAGAGCUGUGGGUGAGCUGGCGGGAAUCGCGGUAGGGGCUACUGUCAUGCUCAACAUACUCAUUGCUGGUGUCUUCAUUUUCAUGUGCAGGGAAACAACAGGAGCAUCAAUGAACCCAGUCAGAACAUUAGGGCCAGCCAUUGCUGUAAAGAACUAUAAAGCGAUAUGGAUUUACCUCACUGCCCCGAUCCUCGGAGCGCUGUGUGGAGCAGGAACUUACUCUGCUGUCAAGCUGCCAGAAGAAGAUGGUGAUUCUAAUGAGAAAACAUCAGCAGCAAGGAGCUUUAGGAGGUGAUAAUUGAACACCAUAAACAAACCAACACAGAUAAUCCCAGAAUGCUGUUAGAUGAAAGUGCAGAUGAGGAAAACAAGAUGAAGCUACUGCUCGUUGCAUUCUGGCCGGUUUAUACACAAAAUUAAGAUAAAAUGUGAAUAGUUUGGCUUUUACUAAUAUAUAUGAAGAAAUUUCUUGCGGUGCUAGCUAUCUUAGUUGGAAGUGGAUGAUGUUAUCUCAAAA